Molecule: messenger RNA, 1584 nt
Organism: Seminavis robusta
Lineage: Eukaryota; Bacillariophyta; Bacillariophyceae; Naviculales; Naviculaceae
Source: the annotation of a GenBank genome assembly
AUGGCUGGAUCUGCUGGCCAGGAGGAGCCCUCUAGACGCUCAGGGAGAGAACGAAAUAAGUCUCGAGUGCUCCAUGAAAAUGAAGAGACUGAGAAUCAACUCAAAAAGAAGAGCGCACAGAGGAAGGAGAAAGAGAAACAGGUCAACAAGAAAUCCAGGCCAAAAUCCAACACCACAAAUACCAACAACAAUGCCACCAAGAGAUCGGCUACUACUAGUGGUUCUCAAGCGGCUAAGAAACGUCGAGCUUCUUCUGUUCCUGCAAAAUCUACAACCCGCCCCAGCAAAUCUGGCCGAAAAUCCGCCCCACAAAGUCAGCCAAUACGGGAUGUUUUAGACGUCUCAUCUGAAGAUUCUGAAGAAGCUUCCUCCAUAGGAACUCAGGCCCCGAUCGCCCAUGUCAAACGCAAAUCCACUGUGUCUCCUGGCAGCUCUUCUUCUAGUGACGACUCAGACCAGACAUCGGCACAGCCCUGUGCCCACAAACCUAUUGCGUCCAAGCGGAAAAAGGACAGCAAGAACAAGGAGGAAGAGAAGGACGAUACAAUCAUUCAAAAUUGUUCUGUCUUUUCUUCUGAUUUGCUUGCUGUUGAAAAUUCACAACUAUACAUUCAGUACUCUCUGUUCAAGGGAACUGGAAAGCCUGCAUUCAAAGCUAACAACAUCGUAUUGGUCAACCAACAACAAUCUGGUAACAGUUCACGGUCAACUGAAUUCUCUUUCGAUUUCAAAUAUGGUGACUUGGUAUCCAUGACACCGAACCAGUUCCAAACAACAGUUCUAGAGACCAUUCGACAGGACAUCGCCAACAAUUCUGCAUAUGAGCUUGCCGACACCAGCCAAGGUGGCAUGGUCUGGUACCGAAGCAAAGGCCAAUCCUCUGACUAUUUAGAUUUAAACCGUGGCUAUCCUCAUCCCCUCCAAGAUAAGGUUCCCAUCCCAAUCAACAACAGUCACAAUUGGAAGGAAGCAGUCAAACAAGCUGCUUUUGUCAAAGCUUCCGAAGAGGAUUCGGACGAGCCCGAGCCCGAAUCCAUGCACCUAAACCUUUUGUGUACAGUCAAAAAACAGCCAAUCUCCAAAAAGCAGCCUUCGUCAAAACAAAACUACCGCCAAAGCUCUGCCAGCAAUCAUUCUGACGAUGAGAAUGAGGAUGAUGUGACAGGGCAAGAGCUGGAGGAGGAAAUCGAGGAAAUCGAUCUGAAGAAUCAUCUGCCUUUUGGAUACGAUGUAUCCUUGAAGGUACACAUCUUACCACCCACAAAAAAGAAUAUUGAAGGAAAUGGCUAUGCCAUUGACUGCAGCAGAGUGCCACAACAAUACAAGCAGAACCAAGUACUCGAAAUUGCACCUCCUUACACUGAGUCCGUUUUGAAGGAGCUUGUUCAAAAGGGAGAUCAUUUGGAUUUUGACAAUAUUUCCGACGAUGCAGACGCCGAGGACAAACCAACAAACUGCCUGCCUGGGGUUCGCUUGCGAGUUGGAGUGCUUACUCACGCAGUGAAGACACGGUGCCAAAGUCUGGCAGAAGUUCUUAUGGGAGAUGAUUCAGAAACGGUACACUAUUUGCAACAAGGAGGCUAA